This is a messenger RNA of Labeo rohita (rohu), 1066 nucleotides long. RefSeq names its product guided entry of tail-anchored proteins factor 1 (gene get1). The transcript has 5 exons. Bases 52 to 606 code for a protein of 184 amino acids. Gene Ontology annotation, biological process: tail-anchored membrane protein insertion into ER membrane. Lineage: Eukaryota; Metazoa; Chordata; Actinopteri; Cypriniformes; Cyprinidae. The record is from RefSeq and is a predicted model, not a curated record.
AACACUUAAAGUGAGAAACCGGUUAAAAAGCAGCACUAGUGUGCUAUUGUUAUGUUUGUAUCAUUGGGGGAGGAUCAGGCUGAUGAAAAGAAAAUGGCUGCCGGGUUUAACUGGUUCCUUGUACUGAGCUCUGUAUUUCUAUGCAACCUCGUCAAAACAUUGCUGCCGUCCAUUUCUUCAUUUCUGUCAAAGGUCUUCCAGAAAGAUGCUGAUCAGGAGAUGGAGAUGAGGACGGAGAUCCAAAACAUGAAGAUGGAGCUGUCCACCAUCAGUAUGAUGGACGAGUUUGCCAGAUACGCUAGACUGGAACGCAGGAUCAACAAGAUGACCGAUCAACUGAAGACUCUUGUCAAAUCAAGAACUGCACAGCAGGCCAAAAUGAAAUGGAUUGUAAAUAUUGUAUUUUACAUUCUUCAGGCAGCCCUCAUGAUUUCACUCAUACUGAAGUAUUAUGCAGAUCCGGUCACAGUGGUGCCCAGUAAAUGGAUCGCUCCACUGGAGAGACUAGUAGCCUUUCCUUCUGGAAUUGCAGGUGGUGUUGGAAUCACAUGCUGGCUAGUUGUCUGCAACAAGGUUGUUGCCAUCAUUCUACAUGCUGUCAGUUAAUCUAACAGUGUUAUAUAGACAAUCGUGCAGUCACUGAAUUUUCCAUACUGGUUUGUUAAUUCUCUUGCUAAAAUCCACAGUCUAUGUUUUGUACAUCUUGUUCAUGAAUGGGCCAAACUGAUUGGUCUGUGUUUGUUUGUUUUUAUUUACCAUUCCGUUCAGUGGUUUAAGUCUGCAAUGAAAUGAUUUUAGCUUUCAUUGAUUACAGAUUCUUCUUUAAUGACAUUUAAAGGUUUUAGUUGCCUUUAGUCAGUAAAUGCUGAUAAGUAAACAUUCCUACAAAUUGCAAAACACUUUGUUGUAACUUCAAGCAAAGCAAAAGAUUGUCUAUUUAUUGCUUGUACCAUAAUUGUAUUUUUUGUCAGUGUUACAAGUGUAUUUAUUGUUUUUUUUUGUUUGUUUGUUUUUUUUCCCCAAAGAAGAAUGUCCAUGCAUUAAUAAACAUGCAUAUGAAAAGGCG